AUGUUCUCAAACGAAUUAGCCUAUGGUCGUAACACCCACGGGUCCUAUGCUUACCAACCAAAGCCUUUUGGCUCGAACAAAAAACAAAUGGAAAGGUAUUACAACGAAAUUUAUGGCACAAAUCCUAAAAUCUCGCCUUCAGCCGCCUCAGUUGCCGGUGCCGCGGCUUUCAAGGCCGUAGCACAUAACGUGUCUAACAAUAAAAGACAACUAGAAGAUGACGCCAAAAAAGAGGCUUCGUUCUUACUAGAACAGUAUCCAUUAUCUGGUACAGAUCCUGACAUUGUUACUCAAACAGCGGCGGCUGGGGCAAAACAAAUGGAGCAACAUUAUAAUCAAAUUUAUGUGAACGGACCAAAUCCGAAACUACCCAUUUCCUUAGCAACGAUUGCGAGUGCUGCAGCCUUUAAGGCCGUGAGGCAACAUAAUUCGGAACCGUGCUUGCCAACGAGUUUCUGUUCCAAUGAUCCACAGGAAAAUCACUCCUACCUAGUUAGCCUAGUUCGAGAAACCGCGGCACAAGAAGCCCUCUAUUUAUCAUUAUUCUUCCCUUUGCAAAAUGUCGAUUCUCAAAUGCUCGUCAAGUCAGCCAAAGCCGCCGCACACCAGCUAUAUGACUGCGCACGCGUUAAAGACACCGCUCUUAGGGUCGAGGUCGCUCAUUCUGCAUUGGAGGGUGCAUCUAUGAUAGGCUGUGAUAUCAAUGCUACCGAUUGCACCGAAGAACAAUUUGAGCAAAAAAAAUGUUUUGGAGGAACAGCUCGUCACAAAACCCUCAUUGAUCGAUUGAGGAGAGAGAACAAGAAUUCCUUGCUCUUGGAUGGAGGAGAUGAAUUUCAAGGUGCGCUGAAAUUUUCUUAUUGCGCAAUGAUGGAGACCAUCGGAAAUCAUGAGUUCGACAAAGGUCCAAAUGCGCUCGCCUCUCACCUUUCGCGAUUAACCAUGCCGAUAGUAUGCGCGAACAUCAAUACAACAUCAUCAAAUCCAAAACUUGGUCAAUACAUCAAACCUUAUCAUAUCUUUGAAGAAUAUAACCUUGCGGUCAUCGGUUAUAUCACGGAUACCACGGGUGGCAUCUCUAAUUCCGGUCCAACGCUUCGAUUCGAGGAUCCGAUUCCAGUUGUUCAGCAUUAUGUUGACGAACUUCGAAGAAAAGGUAUCAAGCGUAUCUUAACAAUCUCACAUAAUGGUUACGACGCUGACAAAGAGUUGGCCGCAAAAACGUAUGGAGUUGCCGUUCACGUGGGGGGACACAGUCAUACUUUGUUGUCUAACGACAAAGAUUCAAAAGAUUUCCCGCUCUCAAGAGGUCCGUACCCUACCGUCGUGAAGAAUGCUAAGGGUGAAGAUGCGUUAAUCGUACAGGCAUUCUGGGCAGGGAAAUACAUUGGUCGACUAGAUGUAUCCUUCGAUGAAGAAGGUAAAUUGGUCGGUUACUCUGGUGCCCCAAUUCUCGUCGACCAAUCUAUCCCACAAGAUCCGGAUGUGGAAAAAUUGGUAAAGGAAUGGCGUGCACCAUUUGAAAAGUAUAUGAAAUCUGUUGUCGGAUCUGCCGAACUCGCACUCGAUCAAACCAAAUGUCAGUUCGGAGAGUGUACUAUGGGUAACUUGGUAACCGACUCGAUGCUCUGGUCAUCACGAAAAUUUGGUAGGGUCAAUGCAGCGUUUAUUAAUGCCGGUGGAAUUCGCGCUGGAAUAUCUAAAGGGAACAUCACGCUUAAUGAUAUACUGACAAUUCUGCCAUUUGGUAAUGAGUUGGUAAAAUUUGAGUUGACCGGUCAUAAUAUUACCGACCUCUUAGAAAGUGCUGUCGGUCGAAAUGUGAAUAAGAUAACAGGAAGGAAGGUCACCAGUUUCAUUCAGAUCUCGGGACUUAGGUUUGCCUAUGAUAGCACAAAACCUUUAUACGACAGGGUGCAUGAGGUGCAGAUUUUAAAUAGCGAGGACGUGUUUGAAUAUUUGGAUCCAAAAAAGGUCUACGAAGUUAUUACCAUCGAUUUCAUGGCUAAUGGUGGCGACGGGUUGGUACCAUUUCGUUUCGUUCCACUCCGCUAUUGUUUUCGCGCUUUCGUCCUUUCGUAUAACGACACGACUGUAACAUCAUUAGGUUGCUCCCUGAAACGAAUCGAGAUAUAG
Acaulospora colombiana is the source of this 2136-nucleotide messenger RNA. NCBI's taxonomy places the organism in Eukaryota, Fungi, Glomeromycota, Glomeromycetes, Diversisporales, Acaulosporaceae. The record is from the annotation of a GenBank genome assembly.